GAACCCAAGUUAAGAACAACAUUAAUGAAAGUCUUGGGUGGACACAGCGACAGUUUUGAGCUUCCGAUAUACUUCUUGCCCACAUACAAAACUAACAAAAGCUAUUUGUUCAAUGACGUUGAUACAUUCUGCUUUUGAAAAGGGUACUCCCAUAUUAUUUAGGAACAAAACCAGAAACACUUCUAUUGUAUAGUCAACACACGUACAUGCGACACUGAAUAAUUCUUUUUGAAUUUCUAAACAGCAAAAUCUCUCUGAGGGGUUUAUUCCUAUGAGAUAAAAUAAAAAAAUAGGAAAAACGGUCAAAAACGUUUCUCCUUUUUACGUUUCACACUUCACGCUUCACGCUUCCGGUGAUUGCGUGAAGUUCGUAAUGACGUCAGAGGUAGGGCGCGAGGCUUUGUUCCGUCUGAAAAUAUCGAGAACUGUGUCAACAAAGCGAGAUAAUUGUAAAGGAAAAGGAUUUGUUUGUCUUAAGAUUGCAUUCAUCCUGUCAACCCCUUCCAAAUUGGCCGUCAUUUGCAUUCUAUCAACUGAGGCGAUAAGGAAAGUGUUUUUCGAUGUGCGGCAACCGUUUAAACAGUUGCUAAGCCGGUCGAAGAUUUGUUUGUAAGGCUCUCCGAACCGGUGACUUUUGAGCAGUUUGUGAGGGAUGAAUGAGCUGGUUGGUUAAACGCAAAGAUUUUGUACGUUAACUACAAUCGAUUCAUGCAUUGGAGAGUCACUGAAGGAGAUGUCGAGGUGUUGUGGAAACUUGUUUGUGCCACCCGUCCAAACAAGAUGAUUUCUUGUUGUUUUUAUGGGUGACAAUUUGGCCAACGAAAACCACUUUCGCAUUGUUUUGGGCUCUUUAUAUGCUGUGUACAUCCUUAGUUACAGUUAAUAUAAUUUCACGGCCGGGGUCCGCUUCAAAUUCCUUCGUUCAUAAACAUCUGUGUUGUGUGUACGAGAAUUUACGCACAACGUUUAACGCGUGGAACAAGAUCAGAUGUUUGGUAAAAGAUGACAGCACCGUUUUGGAGCACGUAGCGGAGAGCUUUGGAGCUUCAAAGAACGUCUCAUUUAUGAUAUGGCCGAUUAUGAAGUACCUCAAGAGGAAGAUGAGACUGGUAAAAGUAACAGUGUUACAGUUCUUGUCGAGAACGAAAAACCGAUCGCUUCUGAAGACGUGGUCGAAGACAAGUCACGUUCUUCUUCUAUCGCAUGGUCCACGCGGAGUUCGAUUGCGAACCAGUUACAAAGAACUCGUGAAAAGUUUCGCAGUUUGAAGCGGCGCUCAUCUGUUGAGAACUUUGGACAAUUUGGCUUCUUAGUCCCCGCCUUGGCAUUAUUUCCACAAGCUGAUGGGGCUGAUGCUCUCACACAACAGUUUGGUGAUCUACAAGGUACUCACAGAGAACUCAAGUUAGCUUCAGCACACAUUGACGAUGCACUUAAAGGAAGAGGAAGCUACGGAAAAGCUCGUUCAUACUUCAAACCUAAGCUUGCCCAAAGGUGCUUUGAUAUUUUGGACAACCCUUGGUUUCGUCGACUCAUCAUCUGCAACUCUCUGAUUCACUCUUUUCUUAUCUUCUUUGAGCCUCCAACUAUUCAAGUAUUAAGCGUUCAUCCAUUGGUGUAUGCUUUGAAUCUGUUCUGUAUCUUGCUGUUCAUCUUUGAUCUUGUGGUGCACAUCAUUUUCUUGACGUGGCCUGUGUUCUGGUCCAGAAGUGCUGAGGGAGGACAGUGGAAUGGGGUGGAAUUUGUUCUUGUUUGUUGUUUCACUGUGGAUUUUAUGUUGCUGAUUACAUCCAGGGCUUUAGGAAAGUAUCUACCACAGGUUUUUAGGUCCCUCAGGUUAGCUCUUAUAUUGUGCAAAGUCAAGAAUAUCCAACAUAUUUUUAAUGUAUUGAUGACAAUUGGAUUUAAACUUUCUAAGUUAUUUUUCAUAAUCUUAGUAUUUGUCUUAUUGUGUGCCUCUAUUGGGGUUCACAUACUUAUGGACGCUUAUCAAUGUAAUGGACCAUUAGGCAAUUCAUCUUCCUCAACUGUUCAUCAUGGCAAAACAGUUCCAUGCUACAUUGUGACUGAAGAAAAAGUGUACCAGGGGGCUUUUGAUGAUGUUGCAAUUGGAAUGCUUAGAUUGUUUGUCCUGCUGUCAACUGAAAAUUUCCCAGAAGUGAUGCUUCCUGCGUUGAGGGUGGAUCCAGCAUAUUUUAUUUAUUUUGGAUUGUAUGUAUUUGUUGGGGUGUUCUUUUUAACUGCAAUCCUUUUAGCCAUUGUGGUGGAUAGCUACUGGGUUUAUUCUAAGAAGCAUGUCAAGAAAGAACGUUCCAGAGAAAGAGCAGAAUUGGCAAAGGCUUGGAAUCUUUUGGAUCCUCUUGGAAAAGGAGCCUUGAGUGUUGAUGAUGAAAAAUUUACAAUGUUGUUUCACCUGUUAAAGCCAAAGAAUUCAGAGGCAGAGAACCUAGUUCUUAUUGAAAUGUUGGAUGCUAACGAAGAUGGAGAGGUCGAUUCUUUUGAAUGGACGACCAUGCUGAGCCAGGUUCUAAGUCUUGAAUUUGAAGAUGAUGAUGACUUCUUACUACUAGAUGAGACAAUAGGUCGUUCCAAGUUGAUGAUCAGGAUCAGAGAGAAUGCAGAGUCCCUUUCUGAGGUACAAUUCAAUCCUUAAUUUCUCAUUUACUUAUUUUCUGUGUGGUUGCUACAUUUUAGAUGCCCCUACUACUCUCUCUGAAAAGAUGGCAACUUGUAUACAUCUUACAUACAACUAAGAUUCUAAGAAGAUAAAUUGAUGUUAUUUUGUUUUAUUCUUCUAAACCUGACAGUCAUGAACCCUGUAGAAUCCUUUUACGUAAUAUAUCAAAUUGAAAGGUGUACUUCUAAUACCGUACUAAGACCCUAAGACCCUAAUAGCCUAAGACCCUAGUACCCUAACACCCCACGACACUAGUACCCUAAUAGCCUAAGACCCUAGUAACUUAAGACCCUAGUACCCUAGUACCCUAAUACCCUAAAAGCCCAGUACCCUAAGAACCUAGUACCCUACCCUAAUUCUUUAAGACCUAGUACCCUAAUACGCUAAUAUCCUAAUACCCUAAUACCCUAAGACCCUAGUACCCUAAUACC
Molecule: messenger RNA, 3108 nt
Organism: Orbicella faveolata
Lineage: Eukaryota; Metazoa; Cnidaria; Anthozoa; Scleractinia; Merulinidae
Biological process (GO): monoatomic ion transport; transmembrane transport
Cellular component (GO): membrane
Molecular function (GO): protein binding; monoatomic ion channel activity; calcium ion binding
Source: RefSeq, a predicted model, not a curated record